AUGACUGUGGAUAUACCACUUGUUAAUGGUACUUACUCCUUUACCAUAAAGGCCUACUCAGAGGAGUCCUUCAAGAAGGCCAUUGAAUUUUAUAAGACUUUUUUGCUUUUAGAGCAUCGUUCCGACUCUGCCACUUCUGCUCUUCUUUUCAAUGGGGUGGUCUCUUUGAAGAUUGAAUUACAAGAAGAUGCUUCCAAGCAGCGUGAAGUUGAUAGUGUUUGUGAAGAUUUGAAGGCAAAUGGUAGCAUAAAGGAUUGGAGAGGUAUGGUCAAUGAGUCCUUCGUCUUCAAGACGGGAGAUAUCCUUUUCUCAAAGCAAUCUUUGGUUGAUUUGAAAUUGCCUUACCAAAGCUAUCCUAAUGAAGUGUCUCCUAUGCAGGUCUAUACCAUUGACCCUCUAGGAAACGUCAUUGGUGUCACUUCUACCAAGAAUGCCGUUAGUACUAAACCUACUCAUCCAAGUAUACCAGAUCAUGAAGGCCGUACUACCGCUUUGACAUCUAAGGUUCCAUCUUAUGGUGACUUGAAAAGUGCAGAUUCUGAACCUCGUGAGAAAGCUGUCGAGGCCAGUAAUGUGAAAGCUCAAAAGGCUAUUGGUAUUAUGACAUCAGGUGGUGAUGCUCCCGGUAUGAAUGCAUGCGUAAGAGCUGUGGUACGUACAGCUAUCCAUAAGGGUUGCCGUGCUUAUGCUAUCAUGGAAGGUUACGAGGGUUUGGUUCGUGGUGGACCAGAAUAUAUCAAGGAAUUCACCUGGGAUGAUGUGCGUGGUUGGAGUAGUCUUGGUGGUACCGAUAUUGGUACUGCUCGUUGUAUGGAAUUCAAAGAACGUAAGGGUAGAUUGAAGGGUGCCCAACACAUGAUUGAAGCUGGUAUCGAUGCUUUGAUCGUAUGUGGUGGUGAUGGUUCUUUGACUGGUGCAGAUUUGUACAGAUCUGAAUGGCCAUCUCUUGUGCAGGAAUUGCUUGAAACCGGUGUGAUUUCUCAAGAGCAAUAUGAUCGUUAUAAACACUUGAACAUCUGUGGUACUGUUGGUUCCAUUGAUAACGAUAUGUCUACUACUGACGCAACUAUUGGUGCCUACUCUGCAUUAGACAGAAUCCUCAAGGCUAUCGACUACGUGGAGGCUACCGCUAACUCUCACUCUAGAGCUUUCGUCGUCGAAGUUAUGGGUAGAAACUGUGGUUGGUUAGCUCUACUGGCAGGUAUUUCUACAUCUGCAGACUAUAUUUUGAUUCCAGAAAAGCCUUCUUCUUCUCGCGAAUGGGAAGAACAGAUGUGUGGCAUUGUUACAAAACACAGACAAAGAGGUAAGAGAACUACCAUUGUGAUUGUAGCAGAAGGUGCUAUCACUAAUGAUUUGGAACCAAUUACAUCUAAAGAUGUGCACAAGAUUUUAAGUGGUAAGCUAGGUUUAGACACCAGAAUUACCACCUUGGGUCAUGUGCAAAGAGGUGGUUCUCCAGUUGCUUACGACCGUAUCUUGGCUACCUUACAAGGUGUGGAAGCAGUGAACGCCGUUUUAGAUAGUACACCUGAUACUCCAUCUCCAUUGAUUGCCGUUAAUGAAAAUAAGAUUGUUCGUAAGUCAUUGGUGGAUUCCGUCAGAUUGACCAAAUCUGUUGCAGAUGCUAUCCAGGAGAAGGACUUUAAGAAAGCCAUGUCCUUGAGAGAUACAGAAUUUAUUGAACAUUUGAACAACUUUAUGGCUAUUAACUCUGCUGAUCACAAUGAACCAGAGUUGCCAUCUGACAAGAGGUUAAAAAUUGCCAUUAUUAACGUUGGUGCACCUGCAGGUGGUGCUAAUUCUGCUGUGUACUCAAUGGCUACUUAUUGUAUGUCUCGUGGUCACAAACCAUAUGCCAUUUACAACGGUUGGUCUGGAUUAUGUAGACAUGAGAGUGUUCGCUCCUUGGAUUGGGCUUCGAUGUUAGGAUGGCAGAGCCGUGGUGGUUCUGAAAUUGGUACCAAUAGAGUCACCCCUGAAGAAGCUGAUAUCGGUAUGGUUGCAUACUAUUUCCAGAAAUACCAGUUUGAUGGGUUAAUCAUCGUUGGUGGUUUCGAAGCAUUUGCAUCAUUGAAUCAAUUGGAAAGAGCUAGAGACAGUUACGCUGCCUUUAGAAUUCCAAUGGUUUUGAUUCCAGCAACUCUAUCAAACAAUGUUCCAGGUACUGAGUAUUCUUUGGGUAGUGAUACUUCUUUGAAUGCUUUGGUGGAAUACUGUGAUGUGAUUAAACAAUCUGCAUCUUCCACUAGAGGUAGAGUGUUUGUCGUUGAAUGCCAAGGUGGUAAUUCUGGUUACUUAGCUACCAGUGCUUCUCUAGCAUGUGGUGCACAAGUUUCUUAUGUUCCUGAAGAAGGUAUUUCGUUGGAUCAAUUAACCUUGGAUAUUGAAACUUUGGAUAAACAAUUUGAGAUGUCUGAAGGUAGAAACAGAUUUGGUAAAUUGAUUUUAACCAGUGGCAAUGCAUCAAAGGCCUUCUCUGCAGAAGCAUUAGCAAAGGUUAUGACUUCUGAAUCUAAUGGUAUGUUUGAAGCUAAGGCAGCUAUUCCUGGCCAUGUUCAACAAGGUGGAUUACCAUCUGCAAUUGACAGAACAAGAGCUACUAGAUUAUCCAUCAAAGCUGUCAACUUCGUUGAAGAUCAACAAGAUGUUAUGAUCAAUGCACGUCAUGAUGAUGAUGAAUUUGAUGUUCAUGAUAGAAAAUUAUCACAAACUGCAGCUGUUCUGGGUGUUAGAGGUAGUCAUGUCUUGUUUACAUCGGUUAGAAAGCUAUGGGAUACAGAGACUGAAAUUAAAAAUAGAACUCCAAAGAUUAUUCAUUGGCAGGCAACCAGGGAUAUUGCAGACAGGUUAGUCGAUAGGAAAAGAAUCGAUUAA
Molecule: messenger RNA, 2877 nt
Organism: Zygosaccharomyces rouxii
Lineage: Eukaryota; Fungi; Ascomycota; Saccharomycetes; Saccharomycetales; Saccharomycetaceae
Gene: PFK2
Product: 6-phosphofructokinase subunit beta
Exons: 1
Coding region: 1-2877 (958 amino acids)
Biological process (GO): fructose 6-phosphate metabolic process; canonical glycolysis; fructose 1,6-bisphosphate metabolic process
Cellular component (GO): 6-phosphofructokinase complex; cytoplasm; mitochondrion
Molecular function (GO): identical protein binding; AMP binding; 6-phosphofructokinase activity
Source: RefSeq, a predicted model, not a curated record